UAGCCGAGAAAGCUGGUAUCCUGAUCCCACGCAUGGCCAAUCAAAGCAGAGUGCCAAUGCAGCCGAAUAUGGCCAGUUGUCCAAGCAGCAGUUAGUUGUUGAGUGUACCUCCUCAAUGCCUGUGACUGCGGAUCCUUUGUGCCAUUCAGAUGGAGCGGUUAGUGAUGAGAGCUCAGAAACUGCUGACCUGAUCAUGAAGCUUGUAGGUAGAGAGAACAUAGAGUAUGAAAUUAGUGGUGUAACAACAAGUAGUUCGACUGUUGGGCAAUCUGAGUCGUCUGAGCUGACUACAGCCCUUGACAGUGAUGUGUUCCUGCCCCCUGACGCUAUCUUGGAAGUGAAAGACGAUCAUGACAGACAGAGUCUUUCGAGCACCGAGCAGAUGGACAGCAGAGGGUCAGCUGGGCAAGAUAACGGCUGCACUGUAGUCUGUGAAGCUGAAGAGGAGAAGGACAGCGUUGCUGAUGUGCCCACACGAGCCUCCAUCUUCAGACCAGCAAUCAGGCCACUGUCGCCCUUCAGGCGACAUAGCUGGGGACCCGGGAAGAAUACAGGCAGCGAAACUGAGAUCAAUCAGCGAAGUUCUGUGAGAAUGCAUGGUGACAUGGUAAAGCGGCCACCAAUUCACAGAAGAAGCAUGAGUUGGUGUCCCUCUGAGAAGCAAUGCCCUGUCAUGGAAUCUGACAUUAGUUACCGAAGUUACAGCCUGGAAGGACUGGUGCAUAACAGCGAGGUGAUCAAGGAAACAUCGCACACUGCAGAGUCUGUCUUGCAGAAUUCCCGCGACCCUCGGCGAGCUCCAGUCGUUAGUUUGGAUGAGCGCGGAUCACUCGUCUCACUGACCGAGGAAGAGAUGGAGUCUGACCACAGUGAAGGCAGUGUGUUUGAAAAACCGAAGUCGAUGAGAGUGCAGCUACAUUCUGUUCCUCCGCUGAUGAAAUCCAUUUCACUGCAAGCCAUUAGCCCACCAAGUGUAGACAGUGAGUACUAA
Molecule: messenger RNA, 991 nt
Organism: Rhincodon typus (whale shark)
Lineage: Eukaryota; Metazoa; Chordata; Chondrichthyes; Orectolobiformes; Rhincodontidae
Product: A-kinase anchor protein 13-like
Exons: 7
Coding region: 116-991 (291 amino acids)
Biological process (GO): adrenergic receptor signaling pathway; positive regulation of canonical NF-kappaB signal transduction; regulation of Rho protein signal transduction
Cellular component (GO): membrane; actin cytoskeleton
Molecular function (GO): MAP kinase scaffold activity
Source: RefSeq, a predicted model, not a curated record